ACCUUGAUUUGUAUUCCAUGCGGAAUAUUUCGUGCAUGGACUACAUUGAUCUUUUGGGCCUUAAGGGCCAGGGACACGCGAUCCCAAGAAGACUUUUCCCGCAGGAUGACCGGCGGCGGCGCGGGAACUUUUCGGACGGGCGCGGGCCCGGGGCGCGGCGACGGGGUUGCGCGGCGAGGGGAGUCGGGUGAGACCACGACUUUAGGCCGCGACGCGUUCGCGGCCUUGGGUUGUUUCGGCGCCGCGGACGGUUCCACGGCGCGGGCGCGUUUUUUCCCGCGCGUGACGGUUUUGAACCCAUCGGAGGUUCCGGGUUCGGGGCUGGCGGCCGACUCGAACUCCAUCUCCGACUCGGAGUCGGAGCCGGAGCUCGAUGCCGCGCAAGACGCGAUCGACGCAGGCGCGGGGGUGGGGGGCGACAUCGGCGAGUCGCGAGGUACCGGCGCGGGGGGCGACAACGGAGAGUCGCGGAGUGCCGGCGCGUCAAGGCCGGCCUUGUAAACUUCGAACCUUGCGACUAUGUCCGGACAGAAGUCGCGGACGAACUUGAUGAAUAGCGCAGCGUUGGUGUCACUCAUGGUGACGUGUGCCCGGGGGGGGCGUCCCCGGGACUUAAAGCAAACUCGCCGAAAGGCGAGUCCCCUGAGUGGGAGUUAUACCCCCUGCGCUGUGCCAGCAACAAGGGGGGGAGUGCCUUUGCCGUGAAAACGGCAGUCGGCUGGGAAUUGGGGUGGAAAGUUGGGAAGGUGGGGCUCCACUGGGUUGUGAGAAUGCCACAACAAGCGGUGAUCUCAGUGGAGUUUUAGUCUCGAAAGAGACUGUUUUGCUCGCCGAAUAUAUAAAUGAAUUUAAUAUAUGAAAUGGAUGAGUGAUAAUGAGUUGGCGUUACGAGUGCACAACAACAAGCUCGAACUGUUUUUGGGAUUCAAGGUCGCGACGCCAGCGACAGCGCGUCGAGAAUGCACAACAAUGUCGCGAUCUAUGCGACAACGACAAUGUCGGGCAACUCACAACUCACGUUCGCGACGGCAGCGACAAUUUUUCUCAAAAACGCGUCCGGACCAAAUGGUGUUGCAAUCGGAA
Bombyx mori (domestic silkworm) is the source of this 1083-nucleotide messenger RNA. RefSeq lists its product as uncharacterized. NCBI's taxonomy places the organism in Eukaryota, Metazoa, Arthropoda, Insecta, Lepidoptera, Bombycidae. The coding region runs from base 106 to 501 and encodes 131 amino acids. The record is from RefSeq and is a predicted model, not a curated record. The transcript has a single exon.